Molecule: messenger RNA, 774 nt
Organism: Melitaea cinxia (Glanville fritillary)
Lineage: Eukaryota; Metazoa; Arthropoda; Insecta; Lepidoptera; Nymphalidae
Exons: 2
Coding region: 1-774 (257 amino acids)
Source: RefSeq, a predicted model, not a curated record
AUGGCCGAAACAAAGAUGGAAAAGUUAAUUAAAAAGCGUGCUGGUAUUAAAGCAAAAUUAACCAUCUUCUCUAAUUUUAUUAAUAAUAUACUACCUUCAAAGGAACUAAGCAGUGUACAAUUGUUAGAUUUAGAAGGAAGAUUUAGUAAAUUCGAUACUUUAUAUACUGUUUUCGACCAAUUACAGUGUGACAUUGAAAUGUUAUCGGAUAAUUUGGAGAAUGAGUGCCAGGAACGCGAAUACUUUGAAAAUCAGUAUCACGAGCUUAUUGCUAAGGCCCGUGGUUUACUUGGUGAGCAGCCCUCUCAUCGGCGUGAGCUUCAGGAUGGUUCCGUGGCAAGUUUCGAGGAUGUAAAGGCAGGUGGUUCCAAAUUUAACUGUGUUAGAUUGCCAAAAAUUUCAAUACCCACUUUUCAUGGUCACUAUCAACAUUGGCUGGAAUAUAGGGACACAUUUAUAUCUUUAAUCCACUCAAGGUCUGAUAUAGAUGACAUUAAUAAAUUGCAUUAUCUGCGUGCGUCUUUAAAAGAUAGUGCUUUAUUGGUUAUUGAUAGUUUAGAUGUAAAAGGCGAUAAUUAUGCGAACGCUUGGAAAUUAUUAUGCAGUAGGUAUGACAACAAAAGAUUACUUGUAAACAAUCAUGUACAGGCUUUAUUCAACGUAGAACAAAUACAAAAAGAAUCUUCUCAGUCUAUUCGUCACCUCAUAGACAUCACAAAUAAAAAUUUACGUGCUCUGUCAACAUUAGACCAGCCCACUCAAUAUAAAAAAUAA